Molecule: messenger RNA, 7157 nt
Organism: Marchantia polymorpha subsp. ruderalis
Lineage: Eukaryota; Viridiplantae; Streptophyta; Marchantiopsida; Marchantiales; Marchantiaceae
Source: the annotation of a GenBank genome assembly
UAUGUCUUAUGGCUGCCAUCCAGUCUGAGCUACUGCGGUCUGAGCGAAGCUUCCCUACCUCAUUUAGCUUCUAAAGACAUGAGAACGAGUCUUUCGCUCUCUUCACAUUGACGGCAAUAUAUUUCAAACUUCUGACUGCUUCGAACGCAAUCGUGUCUCUGUCCAGGAUUCGUGAGAAUAGCGGCCAAAUUUGUUUCAAUGACGUCGAAGCCACGAGUUCACAACCAAACUAUUAUCAUCUUAAUUUUCUUUCGAUGCAGGUCAAGCUCAAUGAUCGGCUGACAUCGUGGAAGCGUGUACUUGCCUUUCCCGGCAUUCCCGAGCGAGAAGCCCGCGCGUUAUUCUGCUCAAAACCAUCAUAUCUCUACAUGAAACAUCCUCACCAACAAGUACCUCCGUUUGUGCAGGUAUGUAAAAAGGGCCUGAUCUUGUGGUCACAAAAUUCAUUCCACACCAUUCAUCGAAUUCACGUCAGGAAAAUAUGCUAAUCUGCGCAGCAAGAAACCAGUUACCAAUUGCAAGUGUGCCACCUCAACGCUCAGCAGAGAUCCAGAUCCAGAUUCCACCCGGAGAGGACCUGACUUGUACGUGAACGAGAAAAAUGAAUCACUGUCGGAGCCUGGUUAGUGCCCUUUCUCUGUCUGACACACUAUCUGUACACCUUCAUUCACGGUUCGGGUCUCUGCAGCGUGAUCACGGAUGAUAACUCGACGUCUGGAUGACUUUGGCCCCUGGGAAACAUAUUGAAUGGCUUGAAAAAAUACAAGGUACAGGUGGAUAACAUACACCAUCAAGCUAAUCCAACAUCAGACGCCCUAUAUGAAACAAUUAAUCGUUAUUGGGUUGUAGCCCCAAAAAUGUCUGUCUUUUACACACAUAGAUAGAUGAUACAUAAUCCUUGUGAUUACUCUUUAUGACUCUAAGAAAUAAACAAUAUAGAACAAUAUGACCUCUUUCUUUUAAAUAUACAUAUACUUUGUAAGUUACCUCGAAAGUAAAAUACGAUUCACAUUUCGUGAAUGCAGUUUCCCUACCUUUGGAUCUAACUCGUGUUCCAUCUUCCUAAUGUUUAGUACUGCGUCGUAUCCUAGUUUUUGGUAAAGUUGGCCUUCCGGUGAGAAUAGACCAGGAUACCUUUUUGCAUGCUGAAGACAUAGUUCCUACUUUUAUACAUUCUACAUACAAAAACGGUGUAGUUUGUAAUGACCACACUUGCAGUAUGAUAGUCGUACAAGUUUCAAUUUCUGUCCAUCAUGGUGAGGAACUAUGAAGGAACAUAUAGUACGAUAUCAGAUCAGAUAAGAUGAGAUAAGAUCGUAUGCCUCUUCACGGCCUCUCAGUUCUUUCGUGAUUGAAUAGGUCAUCUAUCUAUCCAGACAUUUCUUCAACUUUCCAUCUUGUUUUUUAUUUCAAUUUGUACCCGACUGACCUCUCGGGGACUUGCAUACUUUCUAGUGUCAACUCCAGCCCUUCGGGCCUUGAAAAAGAUAAAAGGAAAAGGGGCAAAGUAGAUAACAAAAAGGCAUGGGAAGGCCGUUACACGAAACGGAAACCAAUGCCUAGCCCCAGUAUGAUCCAGACACUCCUUUCCUUUCUACUUGGACAAAUUUUGCUGUUUCUGGGAAGUAGAAACAAUAAGAUCGAAGUGUCUGCUUUUUCUGGAAGUAAGUGCAGUCAGUCCGUCAUGGAGGAAGUAGGACUCACGAUACAGUCGGCACUAAGUUAUGAAGGAAAAAGGAUGGGAGCACUCCAUCCAAUCCUACAGGGUUUUGUCCGAAUAGAAAUCCAAACGGGUGACAAGGGGUUUAGCAUGGCUAUGGAGAAUGUGUACCUAUACAUUCGAAUCAAGUCUACAACGUCUAACAAUAACAGUGCAUCUAAAGCUUCAUCGAUGAAGUGAUUGUUUAAUCCAUCUCCGGAAUAAACAUGAUCAACUGUCAGGUAAAUUUACAGCUCAUGAUCAACGACAAUAUCAAGAUGUCUCAGUCCAAUAAAUUUUCAAUAUGCGUCGAGCUUCUUUCAAAUCCGAGCUCAACAGUUUCUCUCGUUUUUCUUACGCUUCUUAGAGAACAACUAAAGCUACUGUCCUGACUGCUCUCUUCUCCACUGCAUAAUUUCCUUCUGCGCAUGGCUAUUAGGUGUUCCCAGAGAAAGUACAGGGAUUUGCAAGGCCACAAUAGUAUGUAAGGUCACCGCAAUUCUAUGGAGUUCCAAUGAAGCAAAUGAAGAUCUUCAUACCUUGGAUGAGUGAUAUGGUCUUACGCAUUGAGAAUGUAUGCAAUCACACUCGCAGGAAUAGAAUUCGGAAGUCCGCCGUGACUGGUGGAAGUGCCACGAUCCUGUUUCUAUUCGUUCUGUAAUUUGAACCUUGGGGCCUGGCACCAUGUUAUCCGUUUGGUGACAUCUCUGUACGGCUCGAUGUGUCUUCACAUCCUUUGCCUUGUAAUACCUGGUCCAGCGUUUGAACACAAGCCUUGCAUGAAUCUGAGUACUUACAUCUCAAUGAUACAAACAAUAAUCCAUAUGUACACGCUGUUGUGCAGUUCCCGGGGAUGCAUUAAAGAAGGUUCAACUAGAAGUCACCAUCAGGUAGCGCAGACACCUCCAGUGGAUGGCCAUCUAAGAAUGGCUAGGUUCUGCCAUAGAAAUCGCAGACCACCAAUGGUAACGGCUGACGAGCACAUGUGCGCAGAAGAACGGACGUAUCAAACUGACAGUGAUGGUGAAAAGAUAGCAGGCAUGUAAGGCUGACGGUCACGUCAGUCUGUUUCUGAAGCUACCUUGCACUCACCGUGCAUGGUAGGUACGAAAAGCACCAUAUUGUGCACUCAAUGCAUGCUAUGACUGCAAAUCAGUCUCUGAUAUCUGUGUUUGGUCUCCCUGUGUCUCUCACAUGACUCAACACGCUACAUUAGAUUGAAACAAAGCCUAGUUUAGUUUAUCUUUACUUAUUUUUUAAAAAACUGAGAUCUAUAACUAUAUCGGUGACUAUAAUUACAACAAACUCUGUUGUUAAUAUGAGAUACAACUCCAAUUUCAUACUGUGAAUAGAGGUUGAUGGAUAAUAAAUUUAAAGUAUAAUACUGGAGGUUUUUUUUCAAAUUAUCUUGAAUAAGCUGAAAGUAGUACCCAAAACAAAGCUAAAGUAUAACGACAGAUAAUUAUUGCUACUUUAUUGUACAGUUUUGCAUCAAAUUUAUCUCGGAUAUUUUAUGUGUACAACGCAAGUUGCAAUCAAUGCAAGGAUAAAAUCGAUGUUGAGUGCAGGAAAUUUUCUCAUCGUGCAAACAAUUUCAUCAUCCAAAUUAAAGUCUGUCCGAAUGUGCCAAACUGCAAUGAAAAGAUAAGAGCAGAGUGUUGGUGCGCGUGCGUUCUGUAAUCGUCCUGUAGUUCGUUAAGUAUAAUCUCGGGUUUGGUACUAUUCGUUUACGUACUUCAGGAUGCAUCUCGUUUUCUGCUAGCAUUCAAGAGUUGGUGAUCCAUGCUCAGUGCAUGAGUUACCGACUCUUCGCUGUCAGAAAGAUUUACUGAGAUAUGAUACAUUCUCCUAGGAAUAUAAAAAAGGAUCCAAUUGUUUGUUCUCAGGACCAUAGCAAGCGAGCAGUCACUCAAUUGCGCGAGUCCCGGGGAGUUCACAUGGACUCCAACAAAUCUGCACUUGUCGGAUGUGGAGGAGAAAAUUCGUGGUACGAAUAACCAGCUGUACGUUUUCAGUUCCCGAGAAGUUUAGACACCAAAAGCUUUGAGGACAUGUCACUGAACAUUGAACACAUGUCAGUGAAAUAAUGGGCCUGACGGACAUAGGAAGGGAAAACUCUUUGACGGAAGGCAGGCAAGCAUCUACUUGCCCCGAAUGGAGGAGGGAUAGAUAUGGGAAUUCCCUCCACCGCAGGAGUGACCCUAUUCUCUCCGUCCAUAUUCUGCACGGUAGAGGACUACUGCUGGAAAGGGAUACAAUACUCUCCGCAGCAGAAAAACAGAAAUGAUGGGAAAAGGGUUGGUGUCAAAGGACGAGCUACGAGCCCUGACGAAAGUGUCACCCAGAAGUUCUGUGGGCGGGUGACGAAGGAGCAGACGGACGAUUCUCAACAACCGAAACAGAUGUAGUAUAUCCGAGAAGGGAUGAAACAAACAGACUUAUCUGGAACAAUAGAGUCUAUUCUGUCUAUUGAAUAGACAUAUGCGUGCUGCUCACUGCCUCAAAAUAAUCUCGAUUUACUCGUUGCGGAAGAAGAUGCAAACUAAUCAUCGACCUCAUCUGAGUUUCUGAAUGUCCCCCUGCCUCACACUGAGCUCAUAAAACUGAUGCCUAGCCUCCCAUCUACAAUCUUCUCGGAAGGCUGAUUGAAAUCCUAUCACUAUAACAACCAACUGAUAGUGUUCACACCUCCGCACACAAACCGACCCCGUCCAGCGGCAUAGAAAGCUCCGAGAUUUUGUCCCUGCCAAAACGUGGGCGGUGAAUGUUUGAUCCUCCUUCCGAUCUGCACGCUUUCUGGACUAUGAAAAGAGCCGACGACCCUUUUCGCUCAGACUUUCGUGGUUCAGACCUCGUGGGCCCGGAAACUAUCCUCGAUUGGUGCAUCCAAUUCUAAAAAUAAUAAUCGAAUAAUAGGAACGACACAAGCUUCGAAAUUCGACCUGGUCUGAUCUCAUGUGCUUCACCUUCUGAAGUCUCAAAAGCGGCCGAAGCAAUGAUAUUGACCUGAUGCCCACAUUUGUCGCUCCUCUAGGUUCUGACAGGUUCCUGUCUUCCUUCAGACAUAUCGUACCGCUAGUCAAAGGUGAAGAUAUCGAAUCAGCAGGCGUUGACUGAGAGGGCAUCGUUCCCGCUAUCAUCUUAUGCCGUUUCAGUGAUAGGUUUUGAGAUCCAUCAGUGCUCACUCACUCGUGAUCACAGCAAGGUUGAUAAACUCCGUUCUAUAUUCCAGCUUGCUGCUCGAUGGGCAUAAACCAAGUUCUGGAUUUCAAUGCCAGCAGUGAAAUUGUGAAGCUGAAGAUCCAUCUCGAACUGAAACUGUGGAGCAGAGGAUCCAGCUAAUGUUCAAAUGCCUAGGGCUUUUUGAGUUUUCAUAUUUCUAGUUGCAGCUAUCGAUGCAGGCGAUUGUUAACAGCCAGCACAUCCCACGGAUAUCAAAGCGAAUUUGGAUAUGGCCACUAGAAUGAACGGACACUGAAUGUGUCUUCAUUGAGCUGGGUGGUGUAACGAUUGCAUGAUACUGGAAGCUUGCAUCUACGAGCCCCAUGGAGAUUUAUGGGGAGCAGGGAAACUUCACCAACUGUGAGACGGAAAUCAAAGCAUCGCCGAAUGUGUGGAUUAUGCCUUUCCCUUGGUUCAGUCACAUUGCUAGCCAUUUGAACGUGGCAAAGCAACUGGCCAAAUUCGGUUUGACUGUAACAUUUUUUGUCCCAGAGAACGACGAACAGCGUCUGAUUGCGUCUGGACAUGUAACGCCGGAUAGAUGGACACAUGAAGGUUUAGAUAUUCGCAUUCACCGCAUCAAAAUGGGAGCAGUGAAGUUGGGCUACGGGGAUAAUGAUGGUUCUCCGAGCUCGCCGGAAAAAGUGGUCAGGGUUGUGGAUGAGACUGAGAAUGCAUACAAGAAGGAGUUGGGAACCAUCUUGGCGUCUGAGUUAGCACCGAGCUGUCUAAUUGCAGACCUCUGGUUGCCAAGGGUGAGGGAGUUUGCCACUCAGCAUGACAUUCUAUCGUGGGCGAUGUGUACUUUCUCCACAAUCUAUGUAGCGGGGGCACAUUAUGUACACCAUCUAAUAGAGAAUGGUUUCUUGCUGUCACCACCAUCGUACAAAGAUCCAAAGUUCCAGAACGAGGGCCUCAGCCUUCCAGGUCUAGCCUUCUGUCCUUUCGAGGACCUUCCUUCUGGCUUCAGCAAAGGAGCCCCCACGUUCAACUGCUCAGCUCGGUGUGCGCUGUCCAUGGAAAAAAGUGACGUUAUCCUUCUUCCCAGUUUCAAAGAGCUGGAUGGCAGAGUAUUCUCCGAGUUCGAGCGUCAUCUACGAGCCUCAGCGGCCAGGAAUUACAGAAAGGCACCACGCCUGCUGACUAUUGGACCGACGUUUCCGAUCUUGUCUCCAACGAGUGAAGGUGGAGAGGAAGAAAGAUUUCCAGUUUUGAAGUUCCUUGACUCCCAACAAAAAUCUUCUGUGCUGUAUGUGGCGUUUGGAGGUGAUGGCUGCCACUCCCGAGAGCAGAUUGUGGAAAUUGUUCAUGGACUGGAGAACAGUCAGCGGCCAUUCGUGUGUGUGCUGCUUCCUCCUUUGAAGACUGCAGACGUUCAAACCGACGAUGUGUUCUCAGUGAUACCUGCUGAUUGCAUUGAACGGACCAAAGGCCGAGGGAUGUUUGUGCAGAGAUGGGCACCUCAGAUGAAAGUCCUGGCACACCCAUCAACUGGAGGUUUUCUGUCCCAUUUUGGCUUCAAUUCCAUGAUGGAAAGCGUGUGUCUGGGAGUACCUCUACUGGCGUGGCCGUUGUUUGCCGAGCAGAAGCUGACUGCGAGGUGGGCGGUGGAUGAAGCGAAGAUUGCCUUGGAAGUUGGCAGGGGACCAGGUGAUUUUGUGGACAGAAAAGAGGUGGAGAGGAGUGUGAGGACUCUGUUCGAUUCUGAAGAAGGGAGGGCUGUGAAGAAAAGAGUUUCCGAGCUCAAGGAGAUGGCUAAAGAGGCUGCGGCAGAGAACGGGUCCAGUUGGAAGAAUUUGAAGCUUCUCGUUGAUCUGGUUAGAGAUGAAAGAAAAGGACAGCAGUCCAGUCAGCAGCAUCAGCACCAACUACCAGCAUCUGUCGAUCAAUCUGGCUGCAAUACUGCGCAUGUCAAGGUCUGAAUACUACUCUGUCAAAGUCUCUCCUGCUGUCCUUUUACAUCGAGGAGAAGAGUGGUGAAAUGAUGUAUGAAGCUCUCUGAGUUGAAACCUCUUCUUACAAAUGAUUUCUCCUCUGAUUUUUGAGGUCCAAUGUCGAAUAAAUAUUUGUACUGACAAAUAAAUUCAAGAAUUGGGACCGGUAGCACCAAAGGUCAUUCAAUGUGUCGGCACAUGUGGAUCCAUGACAUUUUUAAGGUCACAAAAUAUGACCUUGUCGCCUACAUGUAAUAUUGCAAAGUCCGGAACUUAACUCUUUCUGAAUUCACAAGAAAAUC